CAUUUGUGUGUCAAUCGCGGCGCAACUGAAUCAGACUGAACGUGUGUCCCAUUCAACAACAGUACCGCCGGCUCAUCUUCACUUCCACGCGUUGAUAGAUAAAUGUCUGAACAGAAUAGGACCAAAUUGGGAGCAAAACGCGAGCUUGCUGGGCGUAUACAGACGUGUGACAUAUGCAGACUUCGUCACCAGAAAUGCAAUGGUGCGAAGCCUUGUUAUCAUUGUGAGGCCCGCAAACUCGAAUGCAAGUACACCAACAUCCCAACUUCAAAGAACAAAGGCUUCUCUACCAAUGUCGCAAUCACAAAGUCAAGAGCUUGUCGAGCGUCUUACUAGAAGAAUCUCCAGACGAGCUGCGCCGGUACAAAUAAGUCCUCAAUCCGAUAUGACACGCCCUGUUGUCGUCUCAGCUAGGCCGCAGCAUCUAGUUAAUGUCCUUGCUCAGCAUUUAGCUCACAGGACCAGACAAAUGCCACAAAAAGUACUCAAAGAGCUCAUAAUAGGCGUAUAUUCGGGACCUCCUCUCCGUUUACCUACAGCUCUACAUCACGACGCACCAAACGAAGCGAUGCAUACGAAGGAACGGGCGACAAGUUGGAUUCAGUCUCUACUACACGGACCAAAUAAUCUCAUCGGCCUUCUGGACGCUCGCGAGAGUUUAGAGCUUCUGGACAGAUUCUAUUCGGCGGACAGCAUAACACCAGUAGAAGAAUGUAUUUUGACAUAUCAGCUGGCUCUUGGGGCACGCUUGGCGGAUGAUACGCCUGAAUGGGUGCAUUAUUCUCUAUACGACCGAGCGAGGGCACAGUUGGAGAGGUGUAUAGAUUCCGAAGAAGAUGAUACGUGGGUCAUACAAGCUAUGCUCUUAAGCUGCAUGUACCUCAUGAAUGCGCGUCCAAAGAUUGGCAGAAUACUUAUAGGCACGGCAAUACGAAUCGCACAGCAACAUCAAAUUGAUUUAGCUUUUCCAGACUCCUCGAUACAAGAUAAACGAGAAUACGAUCGGUUGAGGAUGAUCUGGCGUAGCAUCUAUUACCUCGAUAUCUGGAACUCCAUUCUGAUAGGGUGCUUGCCUCAGCUCAGCGCGACGACAACUCAAGAUCCUUUCCUUCGAGACAUGGAAAAUGAUACAGUGGUACCAAAUCAAAGCCUCGCCCACAACACUGCCAUGCUUGCAGUCAUAACAGGCAAGGCUCUAAGCGAUAUCUAUACAGUCAAUAAGAUGGAGCCAAAAAUGUUCGAGAAACAUGUACAGUCUCUAAAGAACUGGGCAAAAAGCUUGCCGAUAGACAUGCAAGUCAUAGGCAAUAGGGAGACUCAUGGUCCUCAGUUGCUCGCGACCGUAUCUUCGGGAUAUGCAGAGUUGCUGUAUUACGCGUCAAACAUGUUCAUAACCUUACCCCCGCUCCAAUACUCCCUUUCCGGCACGCAUGACCUGCCUAUGGGUCUGCAUUUCGCUGCAUUGACAUGAAUCGGCGAUGCGAAUAGGUAAGGUUACCAAGGCCUUGCUAUCGCAAGGAGUCUUCACCAAGAGAUCAGAUAUGCCAAUGGUACUGAACUUCGUUGCGGCUAUUGUUCUGCUCCUAGGCUUGAAUAU
Molecule: messenger RNA, 1597 nt
Organism: Pseudovirgaria hyperparasitica
Lineage: Eukaryota; Fungi; Ascomycota; Dothideomycetes; Acrospermales; Acrospermaceae
Exons: 8
Coding region: 200-1471 (423 amino acids)
Biological process (GO): positive regulation of transcription from RNA polymerase II promoter by galactose; DNA-templated transcription
Cellular component (GO): nucleus
Molecular function (GO): DNA-binding transcription factor activity, RNA polymerase II-specific; RNA polymerase II cis-regulatory region sequence-specific DNA binding; zinc ion binding
Source: RefSeq, a predicted model, not a curated record